CUCGCUUUGCUGCUCAGCUUUGAGCACCGCCAAGAACAUAUCUAUCAAUGACUUGCCACACAAUCUACCAUGAAACUCCUCUCGUGUGCUUGGCACGGUGGCUUCAUUUUUGCUCUCCUGUCAAGCGACCUUGCGUGGGCUAACGACCAGAGCCGCCAAGCUGAGAAGGCUUCUUCCCCGAGUACGCCUGGCCAAUGCGAAGUACGAACCAUCAACUACAUCACACACACACUGCCGUCGCUCUGCUUCAAGAGCUCAUGGACAGACUCGUUACCGACUCCAACUAAGUUGCCUGUUACAGGCGACUCUUAUAACACCACCCAGCAUGUCACGCGACCGCCUGUAGAGGAGCAGGCUCCUCCAUCUGCUACCGAGCAAACGGACACGUUCACGGACACCUCUGCGGGCGAUACCUUCGCGACACCUUUCAUGUCGUUUGAAGACUGGAAGAAGAUGAUGUUGGAGCAAACUGGACAAGAUCCCCAGGACUUACAUCUGCGAAAUUCGAGCGGGCGUCAGAAAGCUGAUAGACCAUCUCCCGAGUUGGAUGAUGUAGGAUUGGGCGAAGAAGGGGAGAUAUCCCUAGUAUUCGACGAUUACGGAGAAGAAGGCCCUAAACCUGGAACUCCCACGGACUCGGCAAAUACGAACAGCGGUGACGAUGUCGACAACACCUUGAUGUCCAAGGACGGAAAAACGCCUAUCCACCGAAGCAAAGACGCUGGAAAAACCUGCAAGGAACGCUUUUCAUACUCGUCGUUCGACGCGGGCGCCACCAUCUUGAAGGCAGGGCCGCAAGCACAAAAUGCGAAAGCCAUCUUAGUUGAAAACAAGGACACUUACAUGCUGCUAGAAUGUGCCGCGCAAAACAAAUAUGUCAUCGUCGAACUUAGCGACGAUAUCCUCAUCGACACCAUUGUCAUCGCCAACUUUGAAUUCUUUUCCAGCAUGGUUCGCCAUUUCCGAGUUAGCGUAAGCGAUCGGUAUCCUGUCAAAAUGGAUAAAUGGAGGGAGGUGGGAAUUUUUGAAGCCGCAAAUUCGCGAGAUAUCCAGGCAUUUCUUGUGGAGAACCCCCAGAUCUGGGCCAAAUAUGUUAGGCUGGAGUUUCUGACUCACUACGGGAAUGAGUACUAUUGUCCGGUUUCUAUACUUCGUGUACACGGCUCGAGGAUGCUUGAUUCUUGGAAAGAUAGCGAGACGAAUCGAGAAGAUGAGGUUCACGAAGAGGAUGAAGAAGAUCUUCCCGUUCCCACUAUUGCUACACAGCCGGUAGCAGCAGGACCCAAUCCACAACCCAGAGACAAGAAUGAGACUCUUCCAGAGCUUGCAAGUACUUGUCUGCCUCGCGUUGACGAAGCCCCUUUCCCUCAAAUCAAGGAAACAUGCGCUGUAUCCCCUAUUGCUGCAGGCGAUGCAAAAUCAGGCGAUCAAAGCUCUGGACAAACUGAUGAAGGGACAAAACGACAAACUAAAGAUGGCGUCGUGGAAUCAGACGCUGCUUCGCAAGACUCUCCAAAAUCAGACGCCACCCAGGCUCGGGACGUAUCUUCCGCACCACCAAUAAAACAGACAGAUCCUUCCAAACCUACCACGGACAAUGCGCAGACUUCGGCAGAGUCUCCAGAUGCCGCCGGUUCGGGUUCUGGGAGCACAAAAAGUCGGACCACAAGCGCCUCCAGCGCCACGCCAACUGUGCAAGGAAGCUUUUACAACUCCAUCACCAAGCGGCUACAGCAAGUAGAGUCAAAUCUCACGCUGUCGCUCAAAUACGUUGAAGACCAGUCGCGAAUAAUGCAGGAUGCCCUACGGCGAACCGAACAGCAGCAGGUAACUAAACUCACACGCUUCCUGGGAGACCUCAACCACACCGUUCUUGCAGAGAUGCGCAAUGUGCGCGAGCAGUACGAGCAGAUAUGGCAAUCCACUGUCCUAGCUCUCGAAAGUCAGCGGGAGCAGUCUGAGCGCGAUAUCGUAGCCCUGAGCACCAGACUCAACCUGCUAGCCGACGAAGUUGUCUUUCAGAAACGAAUGGCCAUUGUACAGGCAAUCCUCCUGCUUUCCUGCUUGUUUCUGGUCAUCUUCUCUAGGGGAGUCCCCAUUCCUUAUCUUGCAGCCCUGCAGGAACAAGCAGGUGGCAUUGCAUAUCCCUCGACGUCGCCGUAUCCCGGUCAAGGAUCUCAUAAUCUUUAUAAAUCCGAUGCUGGCACCACACCAGGCGAACAAACACUACUGGAUAGUGUCCCAGUGGUCAGUGUUUCUUCGUUCGAAGCUGCUCCCAACGUGCCGAGUAAACGAAUACCUCAUUCUUUGUCUGAAACGACAGAGCCCCAUGAGCCAAUCCGUGAAGACGGCGAAAAAGAGUAUCCACGGCGGCAUCCCUUACCAAGCCCGCCAGUUGAAGACAAGUACCAGUAUGUACACUACUUAGACCAAGAGCCAAGGUUUCAUUCGCUACAUCACGCAACUCCAGCCCACCCGAACACGCCCCGAAAACCCCUUCCUUCUCUUCCUGAACAUUUGGUAUCAAGUCAGGACUCUUGAUAAGGCGAUGUUCUCGCAGAGAUACAUGGCUCUUCGGCAUUCUGUUUUGCUUCUUAUUUGAGCAUUUUGUUAGUGUAAUGCGUGUGGGAUAUUAGAUCACGGCCACAUGGCAAUGGUAUGAAGCAUGUUGAAUUAUCAUUGAACGCAGUAUAUGUAUUAAAUUACAGACCAACUUUGUUUUCUGUUUAGCUACGUAUCCUCAUUUUACCUUGUGAAAUUCAUGGCUUAUCAAGCGGUAUAUAGCAAAGUGGGUUGGUCCGUCCGAAGUAAGUGAAAACGAUCAUCGCAAAUAGAAUCAGUAAACUUCAACAACGUCCGCAAAAUCAUGGUGGCUUUUGUUUUUUUGGCCAAAGAUAGUUCAGUUAGAACUUCACUCACUAAGACGUACUGCCGUAGAGAUGCUGUAUGGCGGUCUCGUAGUCGUACUCCUCGAGGGC
Molecule: messenger RNA, 2978 nt
Organism: Trichoderma asperellum CBS 433.97
Lineage: Eukaryota; Fungi; Ascomycota; Sordariomycetes; Hypocreales; Hypocreaceae
Biological process (GO): protein folding in endoplasmic reticulum
Cellular component (GO): membrane; cytoplasm
Source: RefSeq, a predicted model, not a curated record